Danio aesculapii is the source of this 2700-nucleotide messenger RNA. RefSeq names its product transmembrane protein 272-like. The transcript has 4 exons. The record is from RefSeq and is a predicted model, not a curated record. NCBI's taxonomy places the organism in Eukaryota, Metazoa, Chordata, Actinopteri, Cypriniformes, Danionidae. Bases 1480 to 2004 code for a protein of 174 amino acids.
AGGAACUUAAACAGGUUUGUAACAGACGAAGGUUUAGUAAACACAAACUAUUCCAUUGACAACUAUUCCUUUAAAGCUAGUGAUGUGAAACCCUUUAUGCUUAGUUUAAUGUUUUUCAAUUUAAUGUUUACUUGCUAAAUUUAUUACUUUUUUAAAGUUUGCACAAAACAGAAAAACAGUCAACAACAAAAAACAAGUAUACAAACAAACAUCCCCAACACUAAUUUCCCUUUUGUGGCUUUAACAGUCUGCAAACAUCAAAGUCCUCAAGCGUCACACAAAUAAACAGCAAGUGCACGGAUAUGGUGCAUACACAACUCCAAUACAGUGAUAACAAACAAAUAAAAUAAAUAAAAAUGUGAAAAAGAAGAUGCGAAAAGAUAUACGAUACACAUAAAAAGUGAACCAUUCAGUGUGUAAUAGCAGAAAGGUUCUGUAUACCUUUAUUACACACAAGCCCAUUGUGAAAGGCAUUACAAAGUUACCGUGAGAUGAAAGUAAAGGAAAAAAGAUAGGGUGUGCAGGGGGACCUUUUGAGAUUGUAUGGGAUUAAAUAUCCUCCUCCUCUUAAGAACUGUAAAUAGUCAAUGUAUGAAAGAAAGGGAGACCGUGUUUCAAAAGCUGAAUCAAAUACAUCACGUCUUUGAUCCAUCUACUAUGUGUGGGGGCUCAGUGUUUUCCAAUAGAGAAGAAUUAAAUGCCUUGCCAAUAGUGUGGUGAAAGCAAUUACUCUACAUAUUUCUUCUUUAAACACAAUAUUUUCAGGGCUGGUUUCAAAAAUUGCCAACAAGGCUUCAAGUUCAAUAAGAAAACCAUACAUGGAACUAACCAUUUAAACAUAUCUUUCCAAAACCUACCUAGAUUUGGGCAGAACCAGAACAUGUGGGUGGUUGUGGCUGGUGAAUUUGAGCAUCUACUGUCAUUACUUUUUAAAAGAAUUGUACUGAAUUCAAACUUCUGAAGACUUGGUCUAUUUUGUUGUUGGUUUUAGUCAAUUUUAGUAAUUUUAGUAAUUUUGAAGUUCUCUCUUUAGCAAAUUACAGUCACACACUGAUCUCAUUGAUAAGGAAUUAAUUGUGUACUUUGUCUUUAAUUUGACUACGUAACUGAGAGGCUGAAACAUGUUUCAACUGCAGCAUUACGCCAGAGUAUUACUCAAGAAUUUUACUGAGUCACUUAUGAAAUGCUGGAGAUUCUUACUUGUCAAUAAGACCAGAAUUUCACCAUUUUCUUUAUAAAGUUAUAAGGUGAAGGCCAGAACACACACUACACAGUGAUGCUGUUUAAAACCUGAUAGAAGAUACUGGAGUAAAAUCUGAGGUGAGAAACCGUUAAUGAACAUGCAUUAUAGAUCUCUGUGUUCCACUUUAAUAAACUCUGUUGUUAAAUGCCCCAAACACUAUUGUGAUGCUUAAUGUUUCGUAUUUUUAAUCUUAAAGAAAUCUUUGUACUUAUUCGGCAACUGUGCUUUUCUUGAAGAUGGACAAAUCAAAGCCAUCGCUAUUCCUGACAACACUAUUAGUGAUAUUAACUCUUGUUGUCCUGGGAGUUUUGAUUGCUGCCAUUGGAAUAGGAGCCAACUUUCUGAGAGACUGUCCUGUUCAGCCUAACAUCCCUGUCUACCUCAUAGUCUUAGGCGUAUUUUUUUUGCUGGCUCUGAUUGGGAGCCUGGGCUUACUGUAUGGUCUACAGGCUAAAGACACCUAUGAGAUGCUGCUGUUGUCUAUGCUGGUCAUCUCCAUCAGCUUUAUCCUUUACCUGUUUGUAGUCUGCUGGUUCAUCACAGGGAGUGUCUGGAUAUAUUCUGGUUAUCCUCCCAGUUAUGACCCAACAAUUGAACAAAAUUACUGCAACAAAACUCUGUACCUCUUUGCUUUCUGGUUAAACACAGUCUGUUAUGGCUGCCUAGCCAUCUUGUUUCUUUUUAGUGGAUGUACAGUGCUUUAUAUGUGUGUAAAACCUUAUUUUCAAAGACCACCUUUAAACUCUCAGCUAGAAGCGUAAGAUUAUUUCUUUUUGUAUUGUAUCAUGAUUGUAUUUCAAAUCUGUUCAGAGGACAUAUGUAUGUUUUUACUAAGAAUCAAAGCCAUGGCCUUCAUAUCAUCUAUCCCACAGUAUCUUCUACCAGUGUAGGGCUACAAAAAAGCAACUUUUUUCAGUGAACUGAUUUGACAUAAUCUGUAUAGUUCUGUAUUUCCAUCCAGAUCAAAAUGAAGACCUGACUGUAAUGUAUGUUUUACUCAGAAAUGAUUGGUGUAAAUAUGUAUAACUGCAGUGUAAAAUAUUCAUAAUAUUAAUAUUUUAUGAAUUGAUGAUUCUGUUAAAAGGUGGUUCAUCUUGUUUCAGUUUGGGUUUGCUUACUCAACAUUUCACCAAAGGAAGUGUUUCAGAGCUUCUGGGCAAGUCUGUAAACCACAGAACUGUGAAAACAUACUGCUUGACUAAGAGCAACUGUGCAGUUUAACUUGGAUGUCUUAUUCACAUCUUCUUUAUGGAGGUCAUUCUGCUCCUAUUUAAACGUCUAGUUUCCCCCACAAACUUGUCAAAAUAAAAAGAGACAUUUAACAGUAAUUAAUUAAGGAGCUGCUGAAGAUGGAGAUGACUGAGACUGCUGCCAGAAAAUCUUUCAUUGGUAAGAAGGCCAGCAAAGCUUACAAUUUACAUUUUACAACUAUUAAUAAAUUACAAACAAUAAUAAAA